Messenger RNA from Papaver somniferum (opium poppy), 638 nucleotides. RefSeq names its product light-regulated protein, chloroplastic-like. Bases 58 to 468 code for a protein of 136 amino acids. The record is from RefSeq and is a predicted model, not a curated record. NCBI's taxonomy places the organism in Eukaryota, Viridiplantae, Streptophyta, Magnoliopsida, Ranunculales, Papaveraceae. Gene Ontology annotation, cellular component: chloroplast. The transcript has 3 exons.
AUACUGCAUCAAGAAUCUCAAAAACUUAAUUGUAACACAAAUUAGAAAUCCACCAAAAUGAAUGCAGCACUGUGCUACACACCACCAGCUCCCCCAUCUCUAAGACUCCAAAAUACCUCAUUUUCGCCAUCAAUAUUCACUGCAAUGUUACAAACAACACCUACACCUCAAAGAUACAGAGUGAAGGCCAACCCCAGCGAGAGUUUGACGGUUGAUUAUAGCUCUCCAGCCUCCGUAUUUCCCGCAGAAGCUUGUGAUACAAUUGGGGGAGAAGCUUGCAAUGUGGAAAUGUAUCCAGAAGCUAAACCCAAAGCGGAAAACAAAAGCAUAGCACCAAAGACCACUAAAGAAUCAAUUGACAGAGAGUACUUAGAAUACAAUGAACCUAAGACGGUAUUCCCAGCCGAAGCUUGUGACGAUCUCGGUGGAGAAUUUUGCCAACCUGAUUAUCAAAAGGGUGUCUACUAAAACAAAAAUCUCAACUCAAUAACUGCCCCCAAUCUUCUACUUUCUGUAUCUCGAUGUAAAUUAUGUUUAGCUGAAGUUAAGUGUAACUAAAUAAGAUACAAGUGAUUUUCUACAAGUGUCUGUCUAUGAUCAAACUUAACUACAAAAAUGCAAUAUCAAUUAUCAAAGCA